AUUUGUUAUUAUUAAACUAUCAAUUUUCUUUUUACAAGAAAGCAAAAAUUAAAGAAACUUAACUGUCAUACAAAUCAUUUUAUGAUAUAUUUUUAUACCGAAUUAGAUCCGUUUUGCGUUAUAUUGACAAAGUUAUUAUGACUAAAUUGCAAAGAAAAUGAUACAAAUAUAUAUUAAUUGUGAUGUGAUAAUUUAACUAAAGAAGUAUUUUAACUAAGAAAAUAAAACUGAAAGUAGAGCAAAUGACAAGUUCAGUAGAUAAGACAAGAUACCGACGCAGACUUGCUGCGAUUUCAUUUUUAUCAAAUAUAUCGUUAGAUGGUGCAAACCGGGAUAAACAUAUUGGAUCAAAUAAUUGUGCAUUGCGUAAUGGAGCUACUUCUGCCCAUGUUGAAUUCUGCACGCUGGAUGCUCCGAAAUUCAAACCCUCUGAAAGUCCCACUGGUGAUAAAAAAAUUAAUGAUACUAAAAAUAUGGUAAUAGAAUUAAUAGCUCUCCAACCGGAUUCAGAAAAAAAAAGGGCAAAAAUGUUUUUUGGCAAGAGCUCUGAUAGAUUAUCCGAAAGCAGUGAUUCGGAUAGUUUCAAAAUGUCAACAAAAAUGCCAUCAUCAGCACCAUAUCGAGAAAGAACAUUCAGCUGCGGAACGGGGGAUACAAGUUUUCAUAUUGAAAGGAGAGCACGUUUAAAUACUGCCCCACAAAGAUGCAGCAUACCGAGUAACGGAAACAGGCGUCCUUUUACCAAUUGUUCCAAUAUAAGUCAGGCUACUGAUGAUAGCAGUACUGAGAGCCUGACUCCUGGUGGCCGUGUAAAUAGUGUAAAAAUAACAUACACAAACGAUUUAAAAUUUUUGAAGACAUCAACUCAUCACAAGCAUUCGUUUAAAGAUGGGCGGAUUAUAAUCGUAUCUCGUAAAGUACCAUUUUUUAUAUUUUCAGCCUUACCUUACCACAGAGAAAAAAAUGGAAGGAUUGAGAUGCGAAAAGAAGGGCGACGUAAUAAUACAACUUCAUCGAGACCUUUAUCUGCUAUAAACGACGUACCAUUUGAUCCAUUUGAUCUUUUAGGGAUUGAAAAGGGUGAAAACGGACAAGAAGUAUCAUAUGGACAUCUUUUGGUUCCUUCACGACAGUAUAACAAAGAAAAUAAAAAAAAUUCAACUAAUUUAACUUCUGCAUCCAUUGAAAACAGUGUAGAAAUUACAAACACUCAUGCCCUCAAGAAUCAUGGAAUCGCAAGAUGCUAUACUUUUGAAAAUCACAUAAACAACCGAAAUGUCGCAACAAGCCCGACGCCAGAUGUUAAAUUUUAUGAUAUGGAUGAUACUUUAGAAACAUCACGUGUUUUUCAGCUUCAAAACUAUUCAGCAAAUAUUCUAGACGAUCCUGAGCUCAUUGCUGGAAAACAUCGUACUUUGCUUACUUUUACUUCGUAUAUGACGUCUGUCAUCGAUUACGUACGACCAUCGGAUUUGAAAAAGGAACUGAACGAUAAAUUCAAAGAAAAAUUUCCUCAUAUCCAGUUAACAUUAAGUAAACUAAGAAGUAUCAAGCGAGAAAUGCGUAGGAUCAACAAAUUGGAUACUAGAAUUGACCUUGUGACUAUAUCACAAGCGUAUGUUUACUUCGAAAAAUUAAUUCUUUCAAACCUUAUUAACAAAAAUAAUCGGAAACUCUCUGCUGGUGCGUGUUUGCUUUUAAGCGCUAAAAUGAAUGAUGUUAAGGGUGAAUUACUUAGAAGCCUGAUAGAGAAAACGGAAAACGUUUUUCGAUUAAGUCAUAAAGAACUUAUUGCGUCAGAGUUUGCGGUCCUUGUUGCUCUUGAGUUUAGCUUACAUGUUCCCAAUAGUGAGAUUUUGCCGCACUAUCAAAGGCUUCUUUAUGAUUCCUAAAAAUUAACUUAAUGUACAUAUUUUUCUUAAUAAAUAACUUUCAAAUACAAUUUUUAACAAUCAGCGAAAUAAUGAAA
Messenger RNA from Eupeodes corollae, 1969 nucleotides. RefSeq names its product CDK5 and ABL1 enzyme substrate 2. Gene Ontology annotation, biological process: regulation of cell cycle. Lineage: Eukaryota; Metazoa; Arthropoda; Insecta; Diptera; Syrphidae. The transcript is spliced from 8 exons. Bases 243 to 1892 code for a protein of 549 amino acids. The record is from RefSeq and is a predicted model, not a curated record.